AUGUUUUGUUCUUUAUUCUUUGCUUUCCUUUUCUCCAAUUUACUUUAUUCCCUUGAAGCAAAACAUAAUUUUUUUCUUCCCUUUUUCUUUCUCACCUACAUUUCUUCAUUUCAUUCUUAUUGUUUAUUUAGCUUUUUUCCUUUCAUUCUCUUUCUUCUUCCUUUCCUUUUUCUCCCAUAUUAUUUCUUCUUUUUCUCCACAUUUCUUUCCUUAUUUUUCCCCCUUUAUUCCCCCUGUUUCCUUUCUUCUCUUUCUUUUAUUCUCUCUCUUUCCUUUCUUUCUAUCCACAUCUUUUAUUUUGCAGCUGAUACGGCCCUUUCCACCACUUAUAAACCAAUCAAGCAAUCUUUAUCCUUGAAUUCUUCAUCCAGGGAGAUAACUGCCCAAACCAACAAACCAGCUGCACCCUUCAGAUUUCUCCUACUCUUCUUAGCCACCGCCCCCCCCACCAUCAGGAACAUUGAAGCAAUCAUGUUUCUCAUCUAUCAUUCAAUUUCACACCAACUUCUUUUCUGUUCAUCUAUCCUCAUAAUUGCUAUGAUCCACAGUUUUUCUCUUCAUUUUUCUUCUAGUUUCCACUUGAUUUUAAGCUUAAUUUUCUUCUAUCCUUUUCUUUCUUGCACUCUCUCAGUACCUUUCUUCCUUUCUUGCUCAUCACUUUUCUUUUUUGUCUUCUUAAUUUGA
This is a messenger RNA of Acanthosepion pharaonis, 684 nucleotides long. NCBI's taxonomy places the organism in Eukaryota, Metazoa, Mollusca, Cephalopoda, Sepiida, Sepiidae. The record is from the annotation of a GenBank genome assembly.